Rhodofomes roseus is the source of this 306-nucleotide messenger RNA. RefSeq lists its product as uncharacterized. Bases 1 to 306 code for a protein of 101 amino acids. The transcript is spliced from 2 exons. The record is from RefSeq and is a predicted model, not a curated record. NCBI's taxonomy places the organism in Eukaryota, Fungi, Basidiomycota, Agaricomycetes, Polyporales, Fomitopsidaceae.
AUGUUCGCCAAGCUCCUGUUCCCUCUUCUCGCGCUCUCCGGUGCCGUCCUCGCCAUCCCGCACGGUUCCAGCGGCGCGAGCUCGUGCGCGAGCGGUCCCGUGCAGUGCUACAACAGCGUCACGCCAGCGAACGACGUCGACGCGGCGACGACCACGCUCCUCGGUUUGCUCGGCCUCGUCCUUGACGUGGAGUGUACCCGGUGUGCUGCGAGAACAACGAAUUCAGUGAGCUGGGCGAUUGACUUGGAGUCUCUUGCAUGCGGAUUGAUCAACGUUGGCUGCUCGCCGGUCGUUAUCAACCUCUAA